Molecule: messenger RNA, 2580 nt
Organism: Aspergillus nidulans FGSC A4
Lineage: Eukaryota; Fungi; Ascomycota; Eurotiomycetes; Eurotiales; Aspergillaceae
Exons: 9
Coding region: 1-2580 (859 amino acids)
Biological process (GO): regulation of DNA-templated transcription; DNA-templated transcription
Cellular component (GO): nucleus
Molecular function (GO): DNA binding; zinc ion binding; DNA-binding transcription factor activity, RNA polymerase II-specific
Source: RefSeq, a predicted model, not a curated record
AUGGCAACCACCCGGACGGGCCAGCGUAAGCUGAAACGCACAUCAAAUGCAUGUGUCGCCUGCCGCCAAAGCAAGAUCAAAUGCACGGGCGAACAGCCCUGCGCCAACUGUCAGCGCCGCCGCGUAGACUGCCGCUUCCUCGAGACCGUCAGCAAAGUCAUGGUGCCUGAAAGGUACUUGCGGGAAUUGGAGAUGCAGAGGAAGACCGCGGCUGCGGCUGCAGUUAGCCAUGGUGACCGGCAGCGACAGCCUCAACCCCAACGUCAGCUAGAGAAGGAGCCGCACGCGCAGACGCACGUCCACGAGGGACGAACACGGCCGGCCGUAAAGAGGACGUCGACGUCAGCAUUUGGGUCCGAGGUCGGCGUUGAUCUGGAUCAGAUGCUGGAGAGCAACGGCAACACCUGCUCUGCAGACACCAUCGCCUCGCAGCCAGACGAGAUCCCCCCCGCCGUCGGCGCGGAGCGCACCAUAUGGACGAGCCCAUUCACGCUGCCGUCACGGAUUAUCAAGAAGAACCACAAGUCCAAGCGGAAUUGGACCUGGCUAGCUCCCACCUCCACCUGGUCCUUCACGACACGCCUCAAACUCAUGAUCGCGGAGAAACUCCAUAUCGAGUCGCAUUAUAGCACUCCCGAGCUCUUCGAUGGGGACCUCUACCCGAUCCAAUGGUCGCCGCUGCCCGUCGGCUCACACCCGGAUAUCAGCAACCUACCCUCAAUUGACCACGCCCUGUACCUCUUCAAUACUGUCAAGUUCCAUCUAGGCCAUAACUUCUGCCUUAUAAACGAAGAAGACUUCGUCCAGCAGAUGCACGCGUUCUAUUACGGAGACGCAGUCAAGCAGGUGAAAGAGUGCCGGCUCUGGUUCGUGCAGUUCCUACUUGUCCUUGCGUUUGCGAACGCGUUUCUGUUUCCCGGACACAAGAACCCGAACAAUGCGAAUGAUCCGCCGGGGUCAAAGUUCUUUAUCCGGGCGAUGAGCCUCAUGCCCGAUCAUACCAGCCUCUCCCGUGGAGGGUUUGUCGCGAUCGAGGUAUUGGCACUGACCGGGUUGUAUCUUUACUCGAUCGACCACCGGAGUUCGGCCCAUGUUUAUGUCGGACACGCCAUCCGCAUCGCGCAAAUGGACGGGAUGCACACGCAGCUGCCCGAGGACGAACUCGGGCUUGAAACGGUAGCCCGGUGCAGGAAUCUCUGGUGGACGCUUUACGUUCUUGAUAGGCAUAUUUCCUCGUCUGUUGGAGCGUCGAUGACGCCCGAGGAUAGCGAUAUCACCACGUUGCUGGAGCCGCUUACUGCUACUGCCUGCUCCCAGAGUGAUACCACGCUCAGUCUUUCCGUGCGGCUGUCCCAUUUGCUAUCAUACAUUCUCUCCUCUGACAGCUAUAAAGCCAUAUACAAAGCCACAGAGACCCAGCUAGGAACAUUUCUAGAGACAACCAGGUCGAUCCUUCAUGUGCUUGCCGGACACGCGCGUGAAAUUGAACAGAUAAUCCAGCUCAAGUUCCAGAAUUCGGUAGAUACCAUGCCAAAGGGAACGAGACACAUCACGCUUCUAUACCACCAGUGUGUGAUCGUCGCAACUCGACCUCUCCUCCUCUCCGUCCUCAAGGAGCGCCUCCAGAAGCUUAAUCACGGUGCGGAAGACUGGCAAAGUAUCGUUGCGCCAACCAACGCUCUCAUCUCAGCUGGGAUCAAGUCCGCCGCGAAGACAUUACAGAUUCUCACGGACGAAGACAGUUUGCUAGAAGUCUUCCUUCCCUUCGACAUGGAAUUCACCUACGCCGCGGCGCUGCAUAUAACGAUGGCCAGCGCACUCUUUCCAAACAUUACGGAAAGCCAGGACUACAUUGAUAUUCAAGAUGCCUACGCGAUUCUUGACCAGAUGGUCGUGCGGGGGAACCGGUUGGCGGGGGCACGCAAGUCUGAGCUCGUGCAGCUGGAAACCUUGUUCCGCGAAUUGUCUGCUAGGAUUGAACGGCGAGGAUUGGAGACGCUCAUCUUGCCCUGUCCAGCACAAUCUGACCAUGCAGAGUACUUUACUAGAAUGGAUGGCGGCGAGGAUGUGAAUGUCAGUGGAUUGGCUGGCGCUGCUGGUGCUGCUGAGGUGACUCCGUUGAGUAUGCCUGGGUCGCCAAAUCAGCUUGCAUGGAAACUAUGCUCGUCGGAAUACGGAUUUUCGAAGGGGCGGGUGCAAGUGGUAGACCUCGAUGGCCAUAAGAUGAGCGUGGUGCGGGCAGUGCAUCCGCAGUAUGUGGUGCAGCAUGAUACGGAUCUGGAGGAGGAUUUGGCGAGGCUGUUUGCGCGGGUGUUUGCGCCGUUUGGGAGGUGGCAGUCGCGGCGAAAGGCAAUGCAGCAGGGACUACAGGGCGCAGCAGAUGCAGUGACGGGGCUAGUGGCUUCGCUUCGGCUUCAACUACGCCUUUACACACACCUAUCCAAGCAAGCCGCCGAAAGCGGGAUGAAAGAGCCCCUAGCAAGUGAGAGAGUGCAUGAACUAGAUGUGCAGGUUGCAGAUUGGGAGCGCAGAUGCAGCGCUAAUGGUCCAAAUAAGGUAAGGAAUGCGGAUAGUCGUUGA